This is a messenger RNA of Klebsormidium nitens, 2391 nucleotides long. The record is from the annotation of a GenBank genome assembly. NCBI's taxonomy places the organism in Eukaryota, Viridiplantae, Streptophyta, Klebsormidiophyceae, Klebsormidiales, Klebsormidiaceae.
GUCGAUUGUUCAUCAAUGUCAUUGUUCAGCCAUUGAAGGCGCUGGGUACUGCAGUCAACACGUCUGGAUGCAGUAGGUCUGGGGGGUGCCGAAGCAGAGAUUCAAUGCCUCGACCCCACCACACAGCUCAGAGCCAGGAAGUGCCUGCUCAAAGAAGGCGGGAUGCGUCGUUUCUUUGUCAUCGGGGUAUGGAGCUAGCGAGCGGGCAGACAAGGGCCCGUUGGUUUUGAUCUCUGGUGGAGUCUCCUGCAUCACAAUGCAAGGUGGCUCAUCUGCCCCGUAUGGAGCCCCUUACGCAGGAGCAUCUCAAUCGCUGCCGUUCAUGACUCCCAGAAUUGCCACAGGCCCUGUCGUUCAAAGUGGACCCUUUGAUUACGCAUCCGGCAUGCAUGGUGGAGUUGACCAGUUUGGCCACCAUCAACAGCUGCAAUGGAUUGCCAGGCCUGGGUACCACCAUCAAAGCCUGGGUUUCUUCCCUCCAAUGCCACCACCAUGGGGCAACAGACCAAACGUCAGCCCCCAAACCACCACAUUGCUACCGCAGCCAGCAAGCACCUAUCUGCAGAGCCUAGUGAAACAUAUCGAAGAGAAACAUCCCCCUCAUCGGUUGCGCUCGUAUGAGCUGAAAGACCAGAUUCGUGCCGUGAUUUCAAAAGUAGAACAACUAAAAGAAAUAACACAGAGGAUUCAGCAGCUGAGUGGCAACCAGAGUGAAAUAGAGGACCAUGGAAACAGCACCGAGGAAGCUAUGGCACGGCCAACUGGACCAUCUGCUCCUGACAGUUCAAAAUCUGGCUAUGUAGAUGCUCCAAGAGAUUAUCAUUUUGAACCUCCUGAGGCAGCCAAGCUUGUUAAACAUAAAGGCCUGGAACCGGCUGAAGUCGAGUCAUUAGUUGAGUCCGAAAGAUUGGAGGAACUUUUCCGUGCGGAAGCAACUGCAAAGGCUUUGAAGGCGUCCAUUGAGCAGCUUCUGCGGCAACUGCAUCAACUUAGGACAGGGGAAGACGCCAAGGCAGACACAGUAGCAUGGAAGGAGUAUGAGACCAGGCAAAAGAAGAUAAAGCGGUACCGAGUUCGCCGGAAGAAGCAUCGGAGGCAGGUGGCCCAGAAGUUGCGAGAAGAAAGGGAGGCCUUCAACAGUGUUGAUACUGCAGCUGACGAGUGGCGAGCCCAGCGUCUGGCACAAGACAUUGCACGAACCCGGCUGCAGCAAAUGGAGAAGGCUGCCAACGCUGAGGCACAAGAAAAGAAGCGACAGCUUGAGCACGACGUGAACUCCUUAUUGCUGCUCGAGCGGCUGCAAAAGUUGCGCGCUCUCCGCAUUGCGAAGCUACGGAGACAGGGUCAUAUCUUCCCAGAGGAUGACGACGACUUCAUGGCCCGCGUGCAACAAAGUGCGAAGCAAGAAGCCAAUACAAGCGCAGGGCGCGGGAUCACGGAAGAAGGUGCGCAAGACGCAAUGGGGCCGAAGCUAGGGGACGACGUAGAGUUAGGGCAAAUGGUUUGGUCGGAAGAAGAAACCGCUCAAGCUCACAGCCCAGAACGUACUCGAAGGGACAAUGGGGUGACGGGGAGUUCAGACAGCAGCCGGCAAUCUGAGCCAGAGCUGCAACACUACUUCCUCAACUCGGCCACGGAUAUGGGUCGGCUCAUCGAAGUUCGACGUGCGUGGGAUACGUUCCUGUCUCCAGAUGGCAGUGCCAUACCGGGUCACUGGAUAGAGCCCCCUGACCCUCCCAGUUCCCUAUGGGCGCACUUUCUGGAGAAACGGGCAACCUGAAGUUGCAGUACAAAUAUAUUGGAGGGGGAGGAAAGGGGAAUGUCUUGACCAGGCGAAGCAGAGGCUGGAAACGUAUCCGUGCUGUAUCCUCCUUCGGCUGCUUUGACGCUGAUGCCUGCCUUUGCCGAUCCAUUGAAUUCCAAUCUCGAACUCAGCAGCGUCCAGCAUCUUGAGCUUUGGACGCCCACUAGGCUUUGUGCUAUACAACCUGGCAUUGAAAAGGGACCCGUUGCAUCACCUUCUGUUGCGCAGCCCAUCUUAAUGGACAAUUGCUCUGGCAACCCACUCAAAUACGGUAUUACAUGAGCGGCAAAUGCAUGGAACAGUAGUCGUUUCCAAGCCUUGCGAGCUCAGACGAGAAACCUCAUAUUUGGGCAGAUUUUGUUUGAAUAUCGUUUGCAAGGUUUCUCACGGCAAGCAGUGUGCUCCAGAUCGUUUGCUGUUCUGAGCUAGCAGAAGUAGAACGGUGUUCGACUCGAGCAUCACAGUGGCUCAACAUGCGAAAUCGUAGCAAGGUAAACGCAAUCUUCCAAUGUCCUUAAUUUAGCCUCAGGCUCGCAUCAAAGUCCCCAGGACAUCGAUGAUCCACAUUACGGUGCGCAGCUUUAGAA